AUGUCUAGGAAGCAAGCAAAAGGAGAGUAUAUCGAAACCGACACGGGAAACAAGGUGUCGAGGAAAGCCGUCUUGGUUGGAACCCAACACAUCAUGCUGGGUGGUAAAACUGUCAUUCAAGCCGAAGCCAUGAUACGAGGUGAUUUAGCUCGAACUACCCAGUCUACUCCGACUACUAGCACUGCUCCCGGUAGCAAUACUGCUGUCGCAAUUGGUCGUUACUGUUAUCUUAGCAAAGGAUGCUGUCUACGUCCUCCAGGUCGCAUAUAUAAAGGAUCAUUUACCUACCUCCCUCUCCGACUGGGCGAUCACGUAUUCAUAGGCGAAGGAACCGUCGUACAAGCAGCUACCGUCGGAAGUCACGUACAUAUCGGCCAAAACGUUGCCGUCGGCGAGUUUGCAAUUAUCAAAGAUUACGUUCGAAUCCUCGAUGGUGCCGUCAUACCCCCCAAUAUGGUCAUACCUAGCUUCAGUAUCGUUGCCGGCCAGCCGGCACGUGUCGUCGGCGAGGUCCCCGAAGGUGGACACGAAGCAUUCGAACUCCGAGAGCUAUACAAAACGAUCGGAAACAACCCGCAACCACUAGUUGUGUGA
Hypoxylon trugodes is the source of this 594-nucleotide messenger RNA. RefSeq names its product trimeric LpxA-like protein. The transcript is spliced from 3 exons. The record is from RefSeq and is a predicted model, not a curated record. Bases 1 to 594 code for a protein of 197 amino acids. Lineage: Eukaryota; Fungi; Ascomycota; Sordariomycetes; Xylariales; Hypoxylaceae.